Molecule: messenger RNA, 1209 nt
Organism: Salmo salar (Atlantic salmon)
Lineage: Eukaryota; Metazoa; Chordata; Actinopteri; Salmoniformes; Salmonidae
Biological process (GO): regulation of DNA-templated transcription
Molecular function (GO): DNA-binding transcription factor activity, RNA polymerase II-specific; RNA polymerase II cis-regulatory region sequence-specific DNA binding
Source: RefSeq, a predicted model, not a curated record
UGAUGCAGUUUUUGGAGUGAAAGAGGAGGAGGGGGAGAUGACUGUCACAUUGAAAGAGGAGGAGGAGACAGGAGAUCUGAUUAAGACCAGAGAGAGACCAGACUCUCCCUCUGACAGCAGGAAGAGUCCUUCAGGGGAACCAGACCCAGAGACGCCCAAACCAGCCAAACGACAUCACUGCUCCUACUGCGGAAAGAGUUUUACUAAGAUACGAAAACUAAAAGAGCAUAAGAGGACACACACAGGAGAAAAGCCUUUCCAAUGUUCCCAGUGUGGAAACAGUUUUAGUCAGUUAGGGAGCCUGAAAAGACAUAAGAGAAUACACUCUGGAGAGAAGCCUUAUCACUGCUCCCACGGUGGAAUGACUUUUAUCUGUUUAGGGAGCCAGAAGUUACAUGAGAGAAUACACACAGGAGAAAAGCCCUACGACUGUUCCCACUGUGGAAAGAGUUUUAGGUGGUUAGAAGGCCUGAAAAGGCAUGAGAGGACGCACACAGGAGAAAAGCCUUUCCAAUGUUCCCAGUGUGGAAAAAGUUUUACUCAGUUAGGGAGCCUGAAAAUACAUAAGAGAAUACACUCUGGAGAGAAGCCUUAUCACUGCUCCCACUGUGGAAUGACUUUUACCUGUUUAGGGAGCCAGAAGUCACAUGAGAGAAUACACACAGGAGAAAAGCCCUACGACUGUUCCCACUGUGGAAAGAGUUUUAGGUGGUUAGAAGGCCUGACAAAGCAUGAGAGGAUGCACACAGGAGAAAAGCCCUACCAAUGCUCCCACUGUGGAAAGAGUUUUACUCAGUUAGGGAACCUGAAAUCACAUCAGAGGGUACAUACACAGGAGGAGAAGACAUACCACUGCUCUCAUUGUGGAAAGACAUUUUCCCAGUCAGAGGACCUGAAAUCACAUGAGAGAAUAGAGAGGCUGUGUUCUGACUUAUGUUUUUGACUGAGAAUGUGUGUUUUUGUUCUUGCCAAAUGAAAUCAUAUUGUUUAUAUGAAAUCAUAAAAAAACAUAGGUUUACUUUUGUGGAUGUUUUUUCAUCUGGAGACAUGAUCAUGUCUAAAAUCAGAAUCAAAUCAAAGUUUACCUUACUGUGAAAUGCUUACUUACAGGCCCUAACCAACAGUGCGAUUUUAAGUAAAAAAUAGGUAUUAGGUGAACAAUAGAUAAGUAAAGAAAUAAAAACAACAGUAAAAAGACAGUGAAAAAUA